This is a messenger RNA of Aquila chrysaetos chrysaetos, 7024 nucleotides long. It is a transcript of the gene TMED8, whose product is annotated as transmembrane p24 trafficking protein family member 8. NCBI's taxonomy places the organism in Eukaryota, Metazoa, Chordata, Aves, Accipitriformes, Accipitridae. The coding region runs from base 142 to 1110 and encodes 322 amino acids. The transcript has 6 exons. The record is from RefSeq and is a predicted model, not a curated record.
CCCACUCGGCUCCUGCCGCCCCCCGCUCGGGUGUUUCCGCCGGCGGCGGCCGCAGCGCUUCGGCUCCGCUCGGCUCUUUCCGCCGCGGCGGGGCUGUCGCCUGCGGCUCCGCGCGCCUCGGCCGCCCGCUCAGCCCUACCCAUGUCGGACGUGCUGGCCGCCGCCGCCGGCUCCCGCUUCGAGCCCCCGGCCGCCGGGGCGCCGGGCGGCCGCGGCGGCCCCGCGCCCCGCGUCCCCUCAGAAAAUGAAGACUCAGCCCAAAAGACAGAGCCUGCAGAUCAGCCGGUUGAUUCUUUGGAGUCCAGUACUUCACAGAGCAGGUCACAGAUUGGGUCGCUUGUGAGUGUGGGCACGACAGAGGAUUCAAAGGAAGAAGCUGGCACUUUGGAGGACCAGGAAGUGGCUGAAUUGGAAGAGAAGCUGCCUGACCAAAUCCCAUCCCUCAAAGAGGAAGCUGUUGUUCGGAUAACCAACUACCAUGUACCUCAAGGAGCAGGGGAUAUAGUCAUGAUUCAGUCAGAUCAUACUGGUGCUGUGGAUAUCCUUUCAGCAGAGCUGGAGACUGCAGACCUCCUUGGGGAGCAGAGGAAAGCUCAGCCUCCCCCUCUGGCUCCACCCACCAUGUGGACCACUGAGAAGACAAAGGAAUUCAAAGCCAAGAUGGGAAAGGAGAAGAAUUGCCAGAUGGUGGUGAAACGAGGCGAGGUGGUGACAGUCCGCGUGCCAACCCAUCCUGAUGGGAAAUGCAUUUGCUGGGAGUUUGCUACAGAUGACUACGACAUUGGGUUUGGAGUCUAUUUUGACUGGACCACAGUUACUAGCACUGCCAUUACUGUUCAGGUCAGCGAAUCCAGUGAUGAGGAGGAUGAAGAGGAGGAGGAGGAAAUCGAAGGACUUGCCCCUGUUGGUGAUGUGGAAAGGGGCUCCAAAAGCUACCUGCGGAACCGCUACGGAGAGAUCAUGCCGGUAUAUCGGAGGAACAGCCAUCGUGAGGUGCAGGCAGGCAGCCACGAGUACCCAGGCGAAGGCAUCUACCUGCUGAAAUUUGAUAACUCGUACUCUCUCCUCCGCAAUAAGACUCUGUUCUUUCAUGUUUAUUACACUAGCUGAAGAAAUGGGAAGGGGCAGGGAUGGCAGGCAGGCAAUGGUGAGUGUAGCAGGCUGCCACCCAGCCCUGGUACUGCCUGAUGGGCACUGCUGCGUGACAGAACCAAGGCACAAUUCUGCCAGCUCCUCUUCAGACACUAACUGGUUUCUCCCCACACCCUUCUUCACCGCUGUCCCAGUGCAGAAAGGUAGUUCCACAGGCAGCUGCUAUUUCUGUAAAACUUCAGGAUGUCUGCUCUGUGCAGGCAUCGGGCUGGGCCUUAACGUCACAGCUGGUAAAUGCCCAGAGGCCAGGUUCAGAUGGUCGUGGUUUCGAUCUGUUGCGCUGGUACGAAAUGAAGUGAAAAUAUUCUUGAUCUGUUACUAUUCUGUGAAUAACUUUUCCGAGUCUCCUGCUGCAUCUGCAUCACUAGAGGGCAGCUCUCGGCUGCAGUGAGCCAAAAGCACAGCUGGCUUCUCACCUAGCCACUGAUAAUCUCAUCACCUACGACCACUACAUGUCACCAGCAGCCAAUGUUUCCUGCACUUGUGUGGGUGGGGGUGCAGCUGGCCAGCGGCAGCCCAUGCUGCAGUGGCAUGGCAGUCAUGGCAUGUGUUUGAACACAGGGUGGGGGGAGGGUGUGCACGAGAAGUGCAUAAGAAGGUUUUCCUGCAGCUUAAGAAUUGGAUGUUAUACCUGUUCAUUGUAGGGAUAUGUAGAUGAUUAAAACUUCAGUGGCCACCAAAAGUUUUUUCUGUAAUCCAGAUGUGAAGCAGAAGAAAUUACUUACUGCUGUGCUGAAUAAAUACAAAAAGGUUGGAGUACAACCAGUAAAUAUACAGGAAAUGUUUCUUAGAAGCAGCAUGUUGGUUCACUGGUAUUGCUGCCAGCUAGAUAAUACCAUAUGUAGCAAGGAAAAGGCUCCCCAGAGAAGUGUAGCAUGUCAGCUGCUAUUGCUGUUGCAAAGGUAUUGUUAGAAAAGAACAUCUCUGCUCAGAAACUUGAAAGGUGUGGGAUUUAACCAAUCCUUUCUGUGAACCAGAAUCAACAGGGCUGUUGCUAACCCUGACCACAUGGUAAAGGAUGAAGUUCCUUGGCAUGUUUUGGUGGCUAGUGAUGGCAUUAGCAAUCACCUUCUGCUCAAGUACUGGCAGAGUUGAACAAGGAUUAAGUUAAUCCUUCAGAGAUGAAUUUUAAAUCAUGUUUAUCUGUAACUGUUGUUUAUUUUAAUACUUUUAACUUGAAAUCAUUCUCUUUUCUAAGAAUACUGCUGUAUUUACAUUUUGAUACCUCUUUGCAGAGACACAAAAUGGCUGUUUGCAUGGUGAUUCUAGUAGAGUUCUGAGUUUUAUUUUUAAAUCCUCCAGGUAAAGCACCUCUACUUGGUCCGUUCCUUCUAUUGAGAGGGGAUGAUGGACAAAAUGAUUUUGGGGUAGUUAAAGCCAAAGAUUUCACUCUCAUAGGAGGGCCGCAUAUUUCCUAUUACAGCUAUAUUGUAAUGCUGUGCAAUUUGCUCCAUAUUCAAGCUCUCCUUUUAACUAUCUCUGCUUAUUCACUGCCCCAGAGCACAUAGUAGGUCAAAAAGGUAAGAGAGCGAGCAGGCAGUCCACAGCAGAGCAGCCCAAGCUGGGAGCAGGAGGAGUGGAAAUGCAAAGAACGCUGGUUGGAGCACAGUGGCUUUCUGGGUGAGCAGGCAGGCAGCAGAGUAGGUCAGGGUAAGGAGCAGAGUUGUUGCUGCUUUGGGCCCUGAGAUGGGGAGAAAACAGCCACCAUUCUCAAAAGAGAGAGAGAGAGCGUGCACCUGGGCAGCAGCGGAACUGUAACGCUGCCUUAUUCAAGCAGGGGCAACCACAGGACAACCUUGCAGGGAGACAGAACAGUAGGGGCUGGUAUCUGUCAGAGUAAGAUGCUCUUUCAUUUAGCAGCUUGGAGAGAACUACUCCUUCCUUUAGCCUCUCUUGGAGGAGAUGAAGGACCAUCCUGUGGCCUUUGUACAGCACUUGAAUCAGGCCUGAGCAACUUGGGUAAGGCGUGCUCCUUACUUUUUUCAUCCUUUGUCUAUCAAGUUCCUAGACACUAAACAGAAGAAGGUAGAAAAGACCCUUCAGUCUGACCACAAUGUCAGCACUGCCCCACGCAAUGACUGCCUUUGGUCCUUUGCUGUGGGAUCCGGAGAACCCUGUGUGCACUUGCUGGUUAAUGUAUGAUGCAGUCUGACACCCACUCCACUUCCUAAUUAGGAUUUAUUUACGACGAAGGGAACUCUGACCUGUACAUACAUUAGAUAUUCCACAAUUGUUGAUCCUCAGUUGCACAGCUUAUUGCAGGCUAGUAGGUUAUCUCCACUAAAAAAACUGUUUCCCUUAUAGUGUGGCCUCACUGCCUGUUGCUAACUCGCAGUUACUUCCCCAUCCGACUGUUGCUUAUAUUAAGGUUUGAAAUACAUUUUGUCAUGUUGUAAGAAGUUAAUAAGGCCUACCUCACAACCAGUUUUGAUCACUCACUGACACGUAAAUAGUAUGUGCCAGUUUUCAAGCCAUUAGUUAGUGGUUUUAGUUAAGAGAAGUUGCACUGUAGAUGGUAAUCCUAUUGCUCAGUUCUAGCUUUCUGAAGCGUUGACCAACCUUUAAUAAGGCUCCGGUCACUUGUUUGGAACUGUGACCAUGUCCUAGUCUCAUUGACUUAAGCCCAACAGCAGCAUUGAAUAUGGUAUGUCACCCCAAUCAGCAUGGUGCCUGAUCUGCAAAUGCAGUGUGCUCAUAGAUAGGCCUGCUGCAGUGGAACUGAAAGUGUUUGCUGUGUGUUAUUUCACUGCUUCCCAGAAGUAUCUGGUAUCUCUUAGGAACACAAGAUAGUUUUAGGCACAGAAUAUUUCAUCUGCAGGAAACAGGAGCUUCCCAGUUGGACAGGAUAAUUCCUCUUUUUGUUUAUUUUUUUUAAUUUCCACAUUACAUGAGUAUGUUGUUUCUCAGGUAUUCAGAUAGCAUUCAUUAUCCAAGUGACAACUUCUCUUUGGAAGCAUAUAUAUUCUUUAUUCUUUUUCUGAUAAAUCCAAUAGUUUGGCUGUGUGGCUAGUUAUUAACAGCAGCCAUUCCCAUUCAAAAUCGAACCCAUAGUUGGUUCAAAGAAUUAAUCUUAUUUCUCAUGCAUCUUUUUUUUCAGUUUCGUGUAUCCACUGGAUUUGUAUCCAAUCCUGCUGUCCGGCUGAGGCAGUGAUGGAAACCCUUAUUUUAAUUGGAGACCUUUGGAACUAGACCUUGGGUCUAAAAGAAAAAUGAAUUAAAAAGGCAGUUGCACUUCAGAGAGGGAAAUUAAUCCUUGAGAAAGGAAAAUUCCUUUGUUUUUGUGGAAGGAAGACCUCAGAUAAGUUCUUAAAAUGUGUUUCUUCUCCCUGUAAAUUGUGUCUAGAAAUUCAAAAAGCUAAAUCAAGGGAGAAGCUUCUUUUGCAUUUUGGGUUUGCUUUUGCGAAGGCACAAAAUUGUUUUCUGUUUUGUCCUGAAUAUAAUUUAGAUUUAGAAAUAAGAUUUACAUGUUCAGCCAGAGAUAUGACAGUCCUGUAGUGCAGGACUUGUAUAAAAAUUAGCUUGUAUAAAAUUGUUUAUAAAAAUGGUAACAAUCUGUUGAGCAUUUUUAAUGUCAAAGAAGGUCAUAAGCACUCCGUUGUUUUCUCUUUUUUUCCCCUUUAGGUGUAAUGUAGCAGCAGGAGAUUAAAAUGUAUGUGUUUUACUGAGGACAGAGUUAAAAUUGCUUAAAUCAGGGACCACUUGUACUGAUUUAAAUUUACUUACAAACUCUGUGGAGGCCUGUAAUGUGGUUUCUUGUGAAAGGUUAUUGGUGUCAGACAUAGGUGAGUUGCAAAUUAAUGCUUGGGACCCAUUUAACAGUUACGUAGAUUAUUGGUAAUGAGCUGUUUACAUGAACAGGUAAGAUGAAAAUGCGUAAGAGCUUAGUUGUCUGACUUCAGGUGCUAAGAAGAAAGUUAGGUUACUAUGCAACUGAGUCUAAAUGACAGCCACACACCUUUCUUUUUGGCUCUACCUUGUGUGCUUGUCUCCUUGUAACUGUGUGUGCAUGUAACCUUCAUCUAUGGCCUGCAGUGGGCCAGUUAUCGUGGUGCUGGACCUGGGGAGGUGGGUUAGAAGUGAACCUCGUCACAUGUGUAGUUGCUGAAAGACUUAUUCUUGUGGGGAAUUAGGGUAGAGAAUGAAUCUUUAAAUGAGUUUACUUUUAUCCCCACUACUUAUAUCCUUCCUUCUUCUCUCACUACCCCUACUAAAGCCACUCUACAGCGGAUUUAUCACAAGGUGCCUUAGGAACAAGGAGCAUGUCUGGAAUAAGAGCCAUAGAUGUCAUUAAUCCAAGGGAUUUCUUCUCCUUGUUUCUCUGCCUGUUUGGGUAGAGGGGAGGCACUUCCUGAGGUCAGGCAAGGAGACCCCCUACAGGGUGUUCCUGGAAAUUUAAGCUGUUCACUAGACCGCCCUGUUGCUGUAAGAUGAGUAGAACGGUGUUUGAGUUUCCUGGUGCCAUAAGAUCUUUGCCUUUUAAAAUCAUAUGCUGCUGUCAGAUACCAAGGAAGAGCAGAGGACUACUUCUUUUGAUAUGCUGAUGCUAAACCUGAGGACCAGAGGAAUGCUAGAUAGAAGAGCAUUCCUUGUGGCCAUUCAUCAUUUUCUCUAAAAAGAGUGUCUGAAUCCAGCAUUGUGAGUGGUGUGUGCUUAUGUGUAUUGAGGCUGGAUAAGAGACCAAAGCAACAACAUUUUUUUUCAUGUACAAGUGUGAAAGAAAAGACUUUCUCUUUUUCUCAUAUCUGGGAAAAUAUUGGAUGUGACAAUGUCAUGUAGAUGUAGCAGAACAUCUCAAUUGGUACAAUUGGUAGAAUGAAAAACUGGGAACUGAUAGUGUUAAAUACUUUGGCUAAUUAGACCGUUAAAGAAGCUAGGAGUUUAGCAGGAGUCAAAGUGCCAAGUCAUUUAUCUAAAUAAGUUGAUUUGCAGUAAAUACCAACUAAAUAAAGUUUUAGAAGGUACAUAAAACUGCAGAGUUCAAAUACAUCUUGCUAGAAGGAGAAUUUUCUGUGGGGUUAUUCCAUGUUUGCUUCCAAAGAGUCUCUGGCAACUUAUUCUGAAACACUGGUGCUGUUGCAGCUGAGGACACAACAUCAGGCUGGGUGGAUGGUGGCUCUGACUCCCCUUGGCUGUUCUGCAUUCCGUUCUGGUUUUACAUGUUACUUUCUCAGAAGCUCCAUCACAAGAAAUUUACCCUUUAUCAGGCAGGGAGAGAGGAGGAAUUUUGUGAUCCAUCAGUGAGGGUUAUCUGGUUUAUGCCCAUCUGGACUGGUGAGUCAAGUCCCUUGGGCAAGAAGGUGGAUGCCAACCAUUGAGCUCAGAGCUAAGGCGGCUUUGCCAAGUAAUGACCUUGAAGUUUAGGAGCUGCAUUUGGAAAUGAUAAAUAGCAGGAGGUGGUCUCCCUGCAAGCUCCAGGAUGCCCUUGUGACUAUCUGCUUUCCUCAGAGGGAGGCAUCUGCUCUCAACUCACUGCUCCAAGCUGCUAGCAUAGUCUUUCAAUGGGGAGCAUCUUGUAGCUGGUCGUACCUUUUCCAGACCUAUAUUCUUGUGAACUGUGAUGGUCGUCUGUCAGUCCUUAUGUAUGUGAUGUGAAUAUUUUUGAUGUCCUGUGAUUUCAAAAUUGAGUUCUCAGUGCCAACUGUUUGAUUUUCAUGUCCUCCCAAGAUAUGAGUUUUAAAUGGAGGAGAGGAUAUUUUAACAAAAUGUGGCACUGAACCUCUUGCUGAAGGGCACAUAUGAAGAUUGUAUUUAUAGCCUUCUUGCAUUCCUUCUACGCUUGGUUUGUACUGUUUAUAUUUGAUGUGUUGUGGCUGAUUUGUAAUAGUAUAUUGGAACUUAGUCUCCUUAAAUAAACUUUUCACUAUGCAACCAA